AAAAGAGAUGGGCUGGCUUUCCUGAAGCAUUUACGAACAGGGACAGUGAAACUUCCUGCAAGUUCAUUCCUUGCUAAAGAUAAGAGGACGGACAUACAGCCACCGUUUCAUAGAAUUUGCCAUGGAGAAGAUCUCAGUGUCAGCAUUCUUGCUCCUUGUCGCCCUCUCUUACACACUGGCCAAAGAUAUCACAGUCAAAUCAGGAGCUAAGAAGGACACAAAGGACUCGGCACCCAAACUGCCCCAGACCCUCUCCAGAGGUUGGGGUGACCAACUCAUCUGGACUCAGACAUACGAAGAAGCUUUAUACAAAUCCAAGACAAGCAACAAACCCUUAAUGAUUAUUCAUCACUUGGAUGAAUGCCCACACAGUCAAGCUUUAAAGAAAGUGUUUGCUGAAAAUAAAGAAAUCCAGAAAUUGGCAGAGCAGUUCGUCCUCCUCAAUCUAGUUUAUGAAACAACUGAUAAACACCUUUCUCCUGAUGGCCAGUAUGUCCCCAGAAUCAUGUUUGUUGACCCAUCCCUGACAGUUAGAGCUGACAUCACUGGAAGAUACUCGAAUCGUCUCUACGCUUACGAACCUUCAGAUGUAGCGCUCUUGCUUGACAACAUGAAGAAAGCGCUCAAAUUGCUGAAGACUGAAUUGUAAAGAAAAAGCAACAUCUUCAAGCUUUUCCUUCUGUGUCAGGCCUUGAGACUUAAGAAGAUCCAAGAAGACUUUGGAGAAUGCAGGAACACAGAUGGACACACUGAUUAAUUAGAUCAGGGUUAUUGUUACAACAGUUACUUUUUUUUAAUUUGAAGUAUACAUGUAUGAAAACAAUCUUGCAUACUA
Prionailurus viverrinus (fishing cat) is the source of this 835-nucleotide messenger RNA. It is a transcript of the gene AGR2, whose product is annotated as anterior gradient 2, protein disulphide isomerase family member. Gene Ontology annotation, molecular function: dystroglycan binding. Bases 122 to 649 code for a protein of 175 amino acids. The record is from RefSeq and is a predicted model, not a curated record. The transcript has 8 exons. Gene Ontology annotation, cellular component: endoplasmic reticulum. NCBI's taxonomy places the organism in Eukaryota, Metazoa, Chordata, Mammalia, Carnivora, Felidae.